Arabidopsis arenosa is the source of this 996-nucleotide messenger RNA. The record is from the annotation of a GenBank genome assembly. NCBI's taxonomy places the organism in Eukaryota, Viridiplantae, Streptophyta, Magnoliopsida, Brassicales, Brassicaceae.
CUUUCUUCACUCUUCUUCUUGUGUCUUCUCUGCUUUCCCGAUCUCUCUGUUAUAUAAUUUUAAUCCAUCGAGAUUGCUUUUAGCUCUCUAUCUUUGAAUUUUCCGGGAAAAAAAAUGGGAGAAGAAGCUCGAGCUUUAGAUAUGGAGGAGACCAGUGAAGAGAACACGACGAGACGAAACCAUGUCGUUCAUGACUUGAUGGUAGAUUUAUACCCGCUUAGCAGCUACUACUUCGGUUCAAGAGACGCUCUUCGCGUCAAGGACGAGAUUAUCUCUGAUCGAGUCAUCAGAUUGAAAUCCAAUUAUGCUGCUCAUGGAUUGAGGACUUGCGUUGACGCUGUUCUUCUGGUUGAGUUAUUCAAGCAUCCUCAUGUUUUGCUUCUUCAAUAUAGAAACUCCAUUUUCAAGCUUCCUGGUGGUCGUUUGAGACCUGGAGAAUCAGAUAUUGAAGGUGUAAAACGGAAACUAGCAUCAAAGCUAUCGGUUAACGAAAAUGUCGUUGUUCCGGGUUUAGAGGUAGGGGAAUGUAUUGGGAUGUGGUGGAGACCCAACUUUGAGACAUUGAUGUAUCCUUUCUUGCCACCUAAUGUGAAACACCCAAAGGAAUGCACAAAGCUUUUUCUUGUGAGAUUACCGGUACAUCAACAGUUUGUCGUGCCUAAGAACUUCAAACUCCUCGCUGUUCCAUUGUGUCAACUCCAUGAAAAUGAAAAGACUUAUGGGCAGAUCAUAUCGCAAAUUCCCAAGCUUCUUUCGAAAUUCUCCUUCAACAUGAUGGAGAUAUGAACGAACCUCAUAAUCAUUACCUCUAGUAGCUCUUGCCCGCAAUUUGUGAUAGGAUUAUAUGUUUGGUGAAAUCGUUUGUGGAGCCUCUGUGAGUCUGUGACUAUGUACAUGUAUAUAGGGCUUAUAAUAUAUAGACAAUGUUGAAGAAUAGCAUGUUCUUGUUGGGUAUAGAGACUAGACAUGAAGUAUGAAUGAAUGAUAGUGGUGUUA